GUGGAAAGAAAAAUUAAGGUCGAUGGGGGCUCUGGCUUAUUUUUAUCUCCGGGGGCUCGGAUCUGAAUCGUAACAUCCAGCUGAUGGGGAAUCUCACCAGUCUAAGCCACGAGGAGAGUGCGCCGAUGGUAGCUCCACGAUACGAAGAACAUCCAGAUAGACAAGCAGGCGAUUCAACGCCAGUGUUGCAACGCACAAAACCCAAUAGAGAAUGGGAAAAGAUGGAGAAAAAGAACAAUCGACACGAUCCACUCGACCCCAAGCGACCCAAAAAAAAUGCGGAGAUGCAACUCAAAAAAUUAAGGGCGGAGGAAAUUAAUCAGACUAGCAAUGCACCUCCGAUGCAAGUUUGCCAAAUGACAACCACGAGGGCAAUGGUCGAGACCCCAAGACCAGUCGCGUGUUAUCACGGGAGGGGAGGCUUAUCUCCAGGGGUUGGGGUUGGAGAUAUAGACGGACGGACCUUUCUCACUGAUAAUCCAUCGACUGGAUGCAACGGUGACAUCGCUCCUUCGAAGCUUAGCCGAAUGCGGGGAGACGAUUCGGCUCAUUUGCUGGGUUUUCUUGGGUCUUCCCCGCCCAGUGGAGUCGGACCGGACCCAGUAACCGAACCCAGUGACCCAUUGGAUAAGAAGAAGCACACAACACUUUUCCUUCCUGUUUGGGGUCUGCUAUUCAAAGUGUCCGAAAAAAGCAAGUACCCUGAGUCACGUGGAUAUGUAUCAAUUCAGACGUUGUUUAGUAUCUCUGCCACGAGAUAG
Messenger RNA from Aspergillus costaricaensis CBS 115574, 761 nucleotides. RefSeq lists its product as uncharacterized. Bases 84 to 761 code for a protein of 225 amino acids. The transcript is spliced from 10 exons. The record is from RefSeq and is a predicted model, not a curated record. Lineage: Eukaryota; Fungi; Ascomycota; Eurotiomycetes; Eurotiales; Aspergillaceae.